AUGUCGAUUUGUGGAAGUGUAACAAAUGACUGGCGUUUAUUACUAUGUAAUAAAGUAGUUUUCAUAACAGGUGGUGCGGGUUGGAUUGCUCGUCAUAUUGCAAAGACAUGUUACGAACACGGAUCACGUCUUGUCUUAGCUGAUACAAAACUAGAGACCAUUCUACGAGUUAAAAAUGAAAUCUUUCCUUCUGAAAACACUGAUGAACGAAUUCUUCCUAUCGAAUUGGACGUUCUCAAUGAAGAAUCAAUUCAAACAGCAGUUAAAUCAACAUUAAACAAAUGGAAUACCAUUGAUAUUCUUAUCAAUACAGCAGCAAUAUUCACGCUCGGUUUUGUCGAAAAUCUUUCACCGGAUGACUGGUCAAAUAUACUCAACGUUAAUGUGCGUGGUUAUGCUUUGAUGGUUAAACACAUCGCCCCCGUUCUAAAAACGCAACGCCAUGGUUCCAUUGUAAAUAUUUCCAGCUGUGCUGGUAUUGUUGCACAUUCGACUUUUCUGCCGUAUUCAACAUCUAAAGGUGCAAUUAACCAGUUAACACGAAAUCUUGCGCUAGAUUUAGGUUUAUAUAAUAUUCGAGUUAAUUCAAUUAGUCCCGGUGCUAUUGAUUCACCCGUUUUAUACGAAUCAGCGGCGAAAGGUGGCGUGACCAAAGAAGAAUUUGAUAAAGAACAUGGAGGAAAAUGUUUGAAACGAUUAGGUCAUCCUCAAGAAAUUGCCAAUAUGACGGUUUUUCUCGCUUCUGAUUUAUCUUCUUUUAUCACGGGAACAAAUAUUGUUGUUGAUGGAGGAUAUACAAUUGUUUAA
Adineta ricciae is the source of this 807-nucleotide messenger RNA. Lineage: Eukaryota; Metazoa; Rotifera; Eurotatoria; Adinetida; Adinetidae. The record is from the annotation of a GenBank genome assembly.